Molecule: messenger RNA, 1678 nt
Organism: Carassius gibelio (silver crucian carp)
Lineage: Eukaryota; Metazoa; Chordata; Actinopteri; Cypriniformes; Cyprinidae
Product: dnaJ homolog subfamily B member 1-like
Exons: 3
Coding region: 334-1341 (335 amino acids)
Cellular component (GO): cytosol
Molecular function (GO): Hsp70 protein binding; transcription corepressor activity
Source: RefSeq, a predicted model, not a curated record
CAUUUUUCUCGGACUUUCUGUGGAUGCUCGCCACGGCGACGUUGACAACUACACUCACCGUGCGUUUUCGCCGGGAACUCCGUGUGAUACUAAAGUCGUACAGUCUCGGGAAAAUGUUAUCAUAUUGUGGGGAUGCGGCAGUAGCUAUGUGCGAUUAGUGAGGAUUUGUAUAAAUAACUUAAAAACAGUUUGAAGAACUCCAUCCGCGCGCUUCAUGUUCGACAGGACAGGAGGAGGAUCGUUUAAAAUUGGUCAAAUCGUUCAAUAUUUGGAGGAUAUCGACACAUGGAGACGGGCAGUUGAGCAUCAGUGGGGUUUUAGCCGAGUGUUGUGAUGGGUAAAGAUUAUUACAGGGUCCUGGGGAUCGAGAAGGGCGCCUCGGACGAGGAGAUCAAGAAAGCCUACAGAAAACAAGCUUUGAGAUUUCAUCCCGACAAAAACAAAUCAGCCGGAGCAGAAGAUAAGUUCAAAGAGGUCGCCGAAGCGUACGAUGUCCUGAGCGAUGCCAAGAAGAAAGACAUCUAUGACAGAUAUGGAGAGGAUGGGCUGAAGGGACAUGCCGGUAGUGGUAUCAAUGGCCCUAGCUAUAGUUUUCACGGAGAUCCUCACGCCAUGUUUGCAGAGUUCUUUGGUGGCCGUAGCCCAUUCGAUCAGUUCUUUGCAUCUGCUGGGGGCGCAGAUCAUGACAUGGACAUUGAUGACCCCUUUGCGGCCUUCGGAAUGGGAGGAAUGGGCGGAUUCCCCAGAUCUUUCAAAUCUCGGGCAGGUGGUGUGCACAGGGGCCGGGAAAAGAAGAAAGACCCCCCAGUAAUGCACGAACUCAAAGUGAGUCUAGAAGAAGUGUUUUCUGGUUGCAAGAAAAAGAUGAAGAUCUCUCGGAAGAGGCUGAACCCGGACGGCUGCUCGGUGCGCACCGAAGACAAGAUCCUCACUGUGGACAUCAAACGUGGCUGGAAGGAGGGGACAAAGAUUACCUUUCCCAAAGAGGGAGAUGAGACGCCAACCAACAUCCCUGCCGACAUCGUGUUUGUGGUUAAGGACAAGGUUCACUCAGUCUUUCGAAGAGACGGCUCCGACAUCAUCUAUCCUGCAAGGAUAUCCCUCCGAGAGGCUCUGUGCGGCUGCACCAUCAGCGCUCCCACCCUGGACGGAAGGACUGUCACAGUGACAUCACGUGAUGUCAUCAAACCUGGUAUGAAGAAGAGGAUUGUGGGAGAAGGACUGCCACUGUCCAAAUAUCCUGAAAAGAGAGGAGACAUGGUGCUGGAGUUCUCAGUCAAGUUUCCGGACAAGUUGGGAUCGAGUACUCGUGAAGCUCUGGUUCAGAUCCUCCCACCUUGAUCUUUCCAAGCCACUCGAGGACAGACUCAACACUCAGAUCCUAUGAUCGGGCCCUUCUGAUUUCCUAGAUAUUAAUGCACCUGAAAGUAUGAGUGGUAAAUGUACAAACAAGUCGAGCUCUGAGAAACACAAUAGAGCUCCAAUACAUUAUUUAUAUCCCCUUACUUGUAUUGCAAUGCACUUUUACAAAACACUGUGAAACAUUUCAGAAGUAAUAUAUUGACUUUGACAUAGUUUUACAGUACCUCACCACUCCGUCAUCCUCCCCUUCUUCAGGUUUCUUUCCUCUUGAAUCUGUUUGUAUUUUUUCUUUUAUUAAAAUUUUAUUCCAAUUUCA